CACACACCAACACAACAUUGCUUUGAUAAUGAAUGUGAUGUGAUAAGUAAUAAGUGCAUCCGAUUACGUCCAAAAAUUCUAUUUUUCAAUAGAGUUUCACCUUGCAAUCAUCAUCCCCUCAUGCCUAAUGUAUUUCCUGAAUAUUUUUCUAAAAUAUCGUUGUGAAGUACAAGGAUGGCAUGACUCUAACUAUUUCAAGACUGUUUACGAAAAAUAAUCCUAAAAGUCUAGUUUGAACGAACGACAUAACGAAUCUCUGUGUUACCAUUAUAAUAGUCAGCAUGAGUUCAAUUCCAAAACCAACCCGGUAUUUAAACUAUGCACCAAACAAUCAAAACUGUCAGGAUGGUCAAAGUGACAGUGAAACAGACCUGUCAACAUCCACAGAAAAUUUAAGCCAUGAUGAACGAUACUCAAUGCGGAAUAUGCCCCGCCAGGAGCCGCAAGGUCAAGAGACUCGAGGAAGUCAGGACUCAACAUACAAUACUCUUAUCAUACAUGAUGAAUCUAGGAUACCAACGCGAAAAGUACAAGGUAUGAACAGCAGCAACUAUAAAAAUCACUUGCAGAAGGAACAGAAAUGCGUAGCUGUUCAAAGCGUGAGAGAAAUUAACAAUAUUCCAGAUGACUACUUAAGCCAAUCCCAGGUCCUAAAGCAUUUAGCCAAAGAAGUAAAGGGGUCGGAAGAUAAGAGCACAGGAUGGAGAAAUGAAUCUCGAAUGUCGAUGCGACAUCUGUCCAAAUCUCAGCCUGACUUAUCUCGUCUGAGUAACCUUCAAUACUAUAACUUUCAAAAUACAAUGGGUGACUCAGUGAAAGAGCAACGGUGUAUGCAGAUGGUUGACCUUGUUCUUCAAGAAAAUAAUAAUCUGAAACUUGAACUGGAGCAUUGUUACCAAAGAGUAAAAAAGUCCUUGAAGCUUGAAGAAGAGAUUGCAAAGGUGCACCGAGGACAUGAAGAACUAGUCGCCUCCUGUGAAAGGAGAGAGAAGCUUGAGCGUGCAGCUCGAACUAGACUCCAAGCUGAAGUUAGGCGUUUACAGGAUGCCAAUCGAGCACUGAGAGAACAAGCUGAAGUACUCAGUUCUCAUGCUCAUUCCUCUCAGUUUGUAGAUGUGUCUGAAAUUACCAAAAGAGAAGCCAUAAUUGCUCAGCUAAUUGCGCAAAACAAAGAACUUGGAGCAGCCAAAGAGAGACAAGAAAUUGAACUUGCAGCUCAACGAGCAACUCUAGAAGAACAGCGAACCCACAUUGACAUCCUGGACACAGCCCUGACAAAUGCGCAAGGAAACGUUGUUCGAUUGGAAGAAGAAUGUCGCAAGAAACAAAUCCAUGUAGAAAGAGUUGCUCAACUUCAGCGUGCUCUCUCAUCUCUUCAGUUAGCAAGUGAUCGAAGAGAACAAACUGAACGAAAACUGAGGCUGCAGCUUGAGCAAGAACUUAGAAAUGAAAGAGCAAGGAACACUCAAAAUACAUCUGGACUGGGUGUUGAGUUCGAACCUGGGGAAAGCUUGCCAGAAUUGAAACGGCGACUCCGGGAAAAAGAUGAAAAAAUCAUGAGGCUUGAGGGAGAGGUCUCAAAGUGGGAACAGCGCUAUUUAGAGGAGAGUGAGCUAAGACAAGCUGCCAUUGAUGCAGCCAGUAUUCCCAAAGAUGCCAAGAUAGCAGCAUUGGAAAAAACUAGUCAAGAAAGUGAGAAGUUGAUUGCAGAAGCUAGGUCUGACAAAAUUAGGCAGAUGGAUGAGGUGCAUGCUGCUCAGAAAAAAGUCACAGAACUUGAAUCAAGAAUGAAGGAACUAGAAUCUAAGUUAGCUGAAAGAGAUGCCAUGAUCCGCGUCUUACAGAAGAAACACACAAUUGACAAAGAAGUUGUUUCUGGCUCCUACCCCAGCAUCUCAUUGAGUCAUCACACUCAGCACUCGAGUCUAAAUACUUCUGAUUUGUCCAAUGUUCUAACAGCUGAUGAUCUGGGUCCCGUUUCUACCGGAGUAUUCUCAACAGUCUCCAGUGUUCUGACAAGUUCAACUGGUUUUGAUUCAAGCACUUCUUACACAGGAAGCGUUGAUAGUGCCUUCCAUCAUCGAAGGGAUAAAUACUCUUCAGCAAAUCAGAGUUUUGACUUCAAGUCAGUUGAUGAUCAACUGAAAGAACUUGACUCCCAGAUUCUUAGCAAGAGAGGUCUUUGCUGUUUUCCAGGCUUCUCUCAUCCAGGCACUUCGUCGCGAAAAGGAAAAAUAUCCCAACCACUAUUAUCAGGUGUAGGCCCAAGCAGUUUACCUUUGUUUGAAGCUGGUGGUUUUCUAAAAGGUCUAGUCAGUGGUGGAAGUAACCGCGAAGAUGACAUGGUUCUCCUUGAAAAGCAAGGACUCUGCUCACAACAGCAGCGUCAGCCCGAACAAACUCGAGGCAGUAGUUUGCCUCCGUCUUCGCUACCGCGACCACGACGACAUCGUAAUGCUGGAGGUGGUCGUCUCGGUGAGUAUGGUCGAUUGAGCGACAGUGAAAGCAGUGUGCGGAAACUCAGCAGUGAUAGUACUGAUUUGAAAUCAAGAGAAUCUCCUCGUAAACUAGGAGAAUAUGGUAGAUUAAGCAAUAAAACAUCUAGCAUGGAGUCAAACGUAGAAGUCAAUUCUCAAAUAUCAUCCAAAAAGCUCCAAGAGUUUAAUAGAUUGAGUGACAGAAGUCGCAAAACAUCUGCCAACUCCAGUGCUGAUACAACUUGUGAUCACUCGAGUUCAUCCAACCGUGAGUCUCCUGCUCGUAAAUACCCAUCUUACCAGUAUUCAGACCGAAAAACAUUCAAUGAUGAGAAUGCUGGAGUAAUCAAACCCCGAGACUCACCUGGAAGAUCAUUGAUUGUUAAGUUGGGUGAUUAUAAUCGAUUCAGUGACUCACGAAAGUCAUCAGUCAAUUCAAGUCCAAGCGAGGUUUCAAACAUGAAAGCACGUGACUCACCUGUUAGGUGUUUCAUUCCUCCACCAAGGAAACUGUCCGACUAUGGAUGCUUUGCUUCUCGUUCAGAUGUGAAGCAUAGCCCCAACAACGACUCAAAACUCCCGAUCUUUUCUCCGACCAAUGCAAUGAAGAACAGAAGAGGCUCAUUGCAACAUAGUUCUCCUAAAACUAAUCUUAAUGAUGAGGGAGUUCGAUCUCUUCCUACACCAAAUAAGUAUCGUAUACAGUUCUGAGUUCCUAAUUUUAGUUUGUACUUUUACCUUCUAAUGAGUCAGUUGAGCUGAGGAGGAAUUGGCCUGCAAAUAGUCGAUUUCCACAGUUUUUAGCUUGAGUAAAACGGAUGUGCAUGGUAAAAUUGCUUGAAAAAUCAUCCCUGCUCUCAGAUGUAAUGAUUCUUUUUGCAUGUUCCUCUGAAACAUGGUUGAGCCGUCCUAUGUUACUGCCAUCUAAAUUUGAACUUACGCAUCAUAGGUGGGGAAAUGGUUACAGCAACGCUUUCUUUCCAAGUACAACCUUGCUGCUGUUUGAAUGGUUGUUGAAGUAUUGUUAAAAGUUAGGUCAGUUCUGUGGUGUUGCAGUAACGAUAGAGCAUUCUGAAAGAAAGGAUCUUUGCGAAUGCAGCAAUGGGAAAAUCCUAUAAGUUCGUUACAUGUCAGCUGAACUUGUCAAAAUCGCACGGCCUAGCCUUUAACCUCUGGCUAAUCAACAACACAUAAUGACGCAAUGAUGCUUCCGCUCAUUCUUCUGCUACAGAUUCUGUUGUCAUAUUGAUCGAGAUGUGAUUCAAAAGUAAUGAGCACACAGUUCAAACCCUAUUUUCAGUCACCCUGUUUUAUGGCCUUUUUGCGUGAACUCUUUUUCCGGUUACUGUUAUCGAAAAACAUCCGGAGUAAACAGUAAGCUUAGUUCGCUUAAUACUUUUGAAAGACACGGUAAAAAAGUAUGACUCAACUGACUCAUUUGACUCAUGUUUUAGUAGAAUGUAUGGUUCGAGGUUAUCCAUUUUGAAGGCAACAAAUCCUAGUUUUUUUGUGCUUGCCAAAGAAGCAAAGCGCAUUUUUUUUUUCCCUUUUAUUUUUCACUCUAACUGCUAGAGAACAGAACAGAAUGCUUAAAAUUUCUUCAUGAAGAGAAACAGAGUGCUAAAUCUUCCUAUCUUUAUUGAAACUUUUAAAACAUUUUUUUAAAAAAAUGUUUAAAUAUGAGUAAAAUGAGGAAAAGUGAAAAAAGAAAGAAUAUUAAUUUUAGUCUUUAUCUGAGUCUCAACUCUCACAAAUUUACCUCAGUCCUUAAUGAGAGAGAGGUCUGGAAUUUGAGUGCAUGGGCGCUUGAGUUUUUAAAUUGUUCUCUUUUUUCCAUAUUAUUGUUUCUACAUGCUUGAAGCGUAAGCUCAGAGAAAAUGAGAUAAUUUUAAAACCCACUAUUAGAAUUUUAAGAGUAUCUAUUAUUAUCAUGAACAGUCAUAAAUAUCAGCUGCUAGUCUUGCGGCUCUACCUUAUGAAUUUAUUAAGCUUUCUUCUGAAGGUUUAUUCAAGAAUCGUUUCUACUUUUCUUUACGUUAUAUUGGGUUUCAAUUUAAAUACUUCAGGUACAUGCACUUGAGUGUGAAAGGGAUUGAUAAGGAUCAUGGGAGGAUAAAGAACACCCACUCAAUGGAGGAUAUUAUGAACCAAAAAGAAUAUGUGGUUCCAUUAUUGUGUUUAACAUUGGAUGUUUAGCUUUCUUUUAUGAUCACUUGACUCCUUUAGUUUCAGUCUUCACUCCCGUAUGGAAAAGUUGUUUUCUAUUAUUUUUGCUACUUUUAUUCUGAAUUUUAGGUACUACUACCUAGUCUGAAACUUAGAUAACUCUUCAUGUAUAAGUCUCUAUAGAGAAAUCCAACAAAAAGUGCCUUCCUAAAUAGCUGUGUGCCUUUGCAGAUUUGAUACAAGUAAUUUUUUUCCUUUUUACUAACGUAUUUUCUAACAUUUUAAUAUGAAUAGGAUAAGCUAGUUUGUUCUUCUUUAUGCCUUGAACAAUUUUAUACUGUAGAACUUCUAAGUCACAUUGAAGUGGAUAUCGGAUGUAAAUAUCUGUUUCUUACAUUUAUAAACCAAGUAGGUGAAUUUUAGUCUAGAAGUUUAAGGUGUAUCCCCUCGGGCGAAAGGUAGGUACACAACUUUGUUAAUUGUCGAACAUACCUUUUGUGUAUUUGUUGGGAAAGUUCCUUAAUCUAAGUCACUAUCCAUCACAAAACUUCAAGCUCAUACCUUUUUCUUUUUAUAUAUAUAUAUAUAUAUAUAUAUAUAUUCUUUUCACAUGGGAUAAUUUUUUGCAGUAGUAAUAUGCAACCUAAUUUUCAAAUUACUGGCAAUCUCUCUAUUUUUCAUUCAUUGUUUGUUAGGGGGAAGAAGGGGAGGAAUAAGUAGUUAAAAUAAAGAACGAACAGAGGAGAAGGAAAUCAUUACUGUUUAAGUUAUCUCUGCAUAAUUGGAAUUUUCAUUCGAUAUCAAUACCUCCAACUGUUGGAUUUUCUAUGUACCUCUCUGAGGUCUUGUUACCACGGCAUGUUAACCUGUGUAAUUUGUUGCUGCAAAAAAAGUCAUAGCGACAAAUAUUGACUUAAUAACUAUUAAUUGCUGUCCUUAGAGUAACUGAGAAAAAAAAGAAGUGAUAGCUAAUUGUGCGGCAUUUUGUUGUUCACUGAUCGUUUUUGUUUACAUUUGGUCAGCAUUAAUAAUCGUUAAAUUUCAUCCUGUAUCUACAUAUUUUGUUUGAUUGUUACUUGUGCUUAUGUCUCAAGGACAAGAGGGCCCUGCCUUGUGGAAAUGGUAACCGCAAAAAAUCGCCAAAGUUUCUCUCAUGCUAUUUUGCACUGUGUCCUCUGAUGACUGCCUGUGGAGACAAGGCCUCAGAUAUUAACUUUUACAACAUAGACUUUCUUUUGUCGUCCUUGUAACCUCCCUGAGAGAGAAAAAAUCAGAUGUCUCUAUGUUGAGCUGAUCAUAGCAGUAUUAGUCAACCAAUGCCUUUAAAGCCCUCAUUUCUUUCAUUUUUUUGAAGUUAAAAGAUGGAUAAUAAUGACGGUGUAGCCUUUUGUGCCUUCUCUCUCAAGCAAUUAGAAAUUCUCUCAACAAAUGCUAUAGUUGAUUAUUUUCAGUUGUAUGAAAACCAGCACAUCUCUAUCUCUGAGUUUGUACCAUCAGCUAACAUUCGUCUUAUGUUUUCUGUACUUAAGAAAGAGUGUAAACUUUGAGUUGUCAUCACAACACACGUUUAGUUCAGUCCUUCGCAAGUACAGGAAAAAAAAUUAAAACUUAAUCAAAGAGUAAUUGUUAAUUCUUGCUGACUAUGAAACAUUUAUCUCUCCCCAUAAGUAGAUAUGAAAGCACUAUCUCAGAAACUGAAUCAUUGCAAUAGGAUGAUUUUUUAUUAAUAAUCUCAGUGAUUGAACGAGAGAAACAUGGUGCAGCUGUGAUUGAUUCGUGAGCAUGUUUUUUCAUGUUAAGUUGAGUUUAUCGUUAUUGGUAUCAGCCUGACUGCUGAGUACCUAAGAAGGUAAAUAUCAUUGUUGUGUAGUUCUGGAAUUCCGUCUUAUAGUCUUAUCAGGCAGGUUGGACUGAACCAUUGUGAUUGGGUGUGUUUUGCUAUUAUACAUGUGAGAGCCCAAUGCACUUUUGGUGCCACUAAGUCGAAAAUUUUUAAGUGACUGAUUGUUACAUUUUAGAUUUAUGGCACACUAUUCGAAAGUGCUCUGAGUGUGCACUGACCAGGGAUUUGGCUUGGGACAAUAGAAGACUGUAGGAUGUUUAAAUAAAACUUUCCGAAAUUAAAAACGUAAUUAAAGAUACUUUGUGAGUUGGAGAACCGAUUUCAUCAGCUGUGUAAGAAAA
This is a messenger RNA of Bemisia tabaci, 6827 nucleotides long. RefSeq lists its product as uncharacterized. Lineage: Eukaryota; Metazoa; Arthropoda; Insecta; Hemiptera; Aleyrodidae. Gene Ontology annotation, cellular component: cytoplasmic vesicle; plasma membrane; bicellular tight junction. Gene Ontology annotation, biological process: actin cytoskeleton organization; regulation of cell migration. The record is from RefSeq and is a predicted model, not a curated record.